UGCUGAGUGAUAUCUGGUCCUGCACGGUGACGCGGAAAGUUCUCUCUCACGAAUAUCCGUCCCCGAGUCCGUCCAACCGAAAUCGCGCGUGUCGUUCCAGAGUCGACGUUUCCCAACGAAACCGGAAGUGCGAAUUAACUCAGGACGCAGGACGCGGCAGUAAGGAAGCACGAGGUCGCGUACAGCUGAUGCGAGGUGUCAGCUGCCUCGUCUGCUCCUUUGUUCCGCGCAUCUCCUGCCGCUGCUACUAGAGUGGAGAUCUUGUCGCGUGACGAUUGAAGAAACGGUAUUUUUGCGGUUGAUUUAUAGCAACUGCACGGCUGGCACGUCUAUCCUUUAAUUGGAGAAACGAGCAGCUCGACACUUGCAGAUAAAUCACGCGAUACACGUGAUUAGUGUUCCCGGUACAGACGGUCUCUUAUAUUACGUGAAACAUCAAGGUUUCAAGAAAUUCUGACGAAUUGAAUUCCUGCGUUACGCGCAUCGCAGUCAAACUUGAUCUAUCCUCGAGGGUGUAUCAUCGUAAGAACACAGAGACUUACACGAUAUCCGUUGAGGAGGACCAUUUGUAAGUGGGAAAUGAAGAGAUCCGUACCGAUAGAGAAGCUAAAGAGAGAAGAGAACUGAGCAGGAGAAACGAUUCUUAGCAAGAACGUGAAUGAUUAAUGUUUGCGUUUCGAAAGAAACAAUGAUAUGAAGAUACGGGAAGACCGAUAAUAGAAAAUCGCUGGAUUAUAUCGUAGAGAUAAUAAAUUCUCAAGUUGUACUUGUACGCAUCUGGACGACUCUGAGAGCAUUCCGCCGAUUUCGACCGGGAACCGAUAAAUUAAUGAGGCUAUUAAAAACUUGAUUUCAAGCGAUGAAGUGAGAAGUCUGCGCCGUGUAUGUAUCUGGGUAUCGUUGUGCGAGGUAAACACACCUGGCGUGAUCUUUCUGACUGGCAAAGCGCGAAGCGACGACAAUCGCGGCUCGAACAAUAGCUCCAUUGACAGUAUUAAUUCUAGCAAAACGCGAAAAGUGCGCGUGUUGGAACUGACGAAUCCGCUUCGCACAUUCGUCAAUGCGACUUACGUAAGAGGUGUCAGAGACAAACUGAUCGCGCGCGUUGACGAUGACCUUGGUGGUUUUCUACCGGUGGUCCGUCAAUUCGGUCACAUCGCGGCAACGGCGGUGCCGAAGAUGAUGUCGGAGUGGAGUUGACGCUAGCUGCGGUUACGAGCUGCGCCGUCAACGAGAGUCCGAAUGUGUUGCAAGAGAUUGGCAGAACGACCACGUGAGACAACGUGAAACGUGCCAAUUGAGAGAUGACGGUCACUUACACUGCCGAGGUAGCCACCUGCAAGGGUCUCGGGUGCUUCCUUAAAUUAUUGCUGAGAUGGCGGGCGAGCGUUUAUAAACUCGUCUGGAUCGAUUUGGCGCUCUUCCUCUUCAUCUAUUACUCUCUGUCCGGUAUCUACCGGCUAUUGUUGGACGAGAGGCAGAAGAAGAUCUUUGAGUCCGUCGUGGCGUACUGCAAUGAGUAUAGCGAUCUGAUACCGCUGUCGUUCGUCCUGGGUUUCUACGUUAGCGUCGUCAUGACCAGAUGGUGGAGUCAAUACAUGGCGAUACCGUGGCCUGAUUCUAUCGCGGUAUUUGUAUCGGCCACUAUACACGGGAACGAUGAACGCGGUCGUCUAAUGCGCCGGACGAUCGUUAGAUACGUAUGCGUUUGUCUGACGGUUGUUCUGGCGAACGUAUCGCCACGAGUGAAAAAGAGAUUUCCUACGUUGGAACACUUUGUGGAGUCCGGCUUGUUGCUGGAGAACGAACUAUCGAUAUUCCAGAGCCUGAAUAAGAAAUUUCCGAAGCCGGGCAAGCACUGGUUGCCGAUAGUUUGGGCCGCAAGCAUCGUGACCCGUGCGCGAAAGGAGGGUCGAAUACGCGAUGAUUUCGCGGUGAAGACUCUCAUCGACGAGCUGAAUAAAUUCCGCGGGAUGUGUGGCAGUAUUCUGCAUUACGAUACAAUUAGCGUUCCGUUAGUCUAUACUCAGGUCGUAACGUUAGCUGUAUAUAUGUACUUUCUGACUACCGUAAUGGGUCGUCAAUGGGUUCAAAAGUCAAACUCGACCAUCGAUCUGUACUUCCCAGUAUUCACGACGUUGCAGUUCUUUUUCUACAUGGGCUGGCUAAAAGUAGCCGAAACUUUGAUCAAUCCGUUUGGCGAGGACGAUGACGACUUCGAAGUAAAUUGGUUAAUCGAUCGCAAUUUGCAGGUGAGCUAUCUAAUCGUUGACGAGAUGCAUCACGAGCAUCCUGAACUCAUACGCGAUCAAUAUUGGGACGAGAUAUUCCCCAUGGAACUCCCAUAUACCGCAGCGGCGCAAGCCUUCCGCGAGGAGCCUCCUCAGCCCUCAACAGCCGGCAUACAAUUGUCCGCCGCGCAACAAGAACUGCAACCGUCAUCGGUUAAGAUCGAGGAUAUGGCGCCGGAUUAUCAGCAGAAGUUCCGAUCCGAGGAUGCCGACGACGCAGCAUCCGGUAUACACUUCACCGCCGGCGGUAAAAUUUCCCGUACGGCAGAGAACUGGGGAUUAGUGAGGAGUGCCAGCCGAGUGAGUAAUCGAGAUCGCACUGUUAGCGGUGGUUCGACUCCCAGCAAUUUGGGUGGUUCGCUUACUAGGAUAAACAGCGUUACUAGUGUAUUGAAGCGAAUAUUCAGCAGAGAGGACAGACCGGACGGAGGUAAUACGAGUGGCAGCAAACUCUCAGGGAAGAUUCCGAGCUCGAGUUCGGCAGCUUCGUUACAAAUGCGGCCAUCCGGUGCAGGUGGCUCUAUGAGGAUAGGUGUUAUCGAGGAGGUCGAUGAACAGAUGACACUCACGUCAUUGAGACACGCGAACGAGACGAAACCUCACGUGCAAAGUAUAUUCCCACAAGGCGCGCCACCGCCGAGUCAUCCUGUCGACAUCCCGGGUGCACCAUCCCACAAGCGUGAAAUAUUCUCCAGGAGUGCACCUGCACGAGGAGGAAGCUUAACAGUAGCCGCUAAUACGGAACCUGGAACUGCGCGCGAAAGACAGAUACGGACGCAAGAAUCUACACAGUCGGUACAGUCGAACGUCGGAUGUGAGCCGGCGAGUUUCACCAGCGGGGAAAACGAUAACAUUAGCACCGAGAGCUCUUCAUGUUCCGACGGCAGUUCCGACAACGAAUUUACGAAAUUGAAAAUCGAGAGGAAAGAACAGAGACGCAAUCGUAGAUUCGCCCGUAGCGGUAGUGGACCGGCAGUUAACUCGUUGAAUGGCAAUCAAUCGAGAAGUCCUGUCACCAACGAGAACAUCUUGCUGACGGCACUGGCGGACGCGUCGCGGCUCAGCAUGGGGAGAACCGAACGCAACGAAAGCGAUGAGAUUUAGAAAAAAAAGAAAUAUAUUUUCGAAAUGUACGUAUAUCGAAGCAUCUAAAGACUGGUCGGAAGAAGCCUUAGUCGGGAGGUCGGAUUGAAACGAGAGAAAUAUCGAAACGAGAUAACGCAUCGCGGUAUAUGAGUAGAUUUUUUACUUAUUUUUUCAAUGUACUUACCUAACACGUAACAAUGACUGUGUUUCUGCGUUACAACGCUACAGUAGCGCUACACAAGAGCAUUAUGCAGAUUGGUUAAAAGCUGUAGCGCUGUACCGCAGAAACACAGUCAUGUCUCGUUCGGGAAGAAGAUGUAUUGCUGCUGCAAAUAAGAAUUUUGCGAUUAAUAACUUUAUCAUACUUGCAUAAGAUUAGCAAGACAUUUACAACGAAAGACAAAUAUACAAGAUAACGAAAGAUAAAAAUGUUCGAUCAAUAUAUGUGAUUACAUUAAUUUCGUACAACGGAAAUUACGAAAUCGGUAAAGAUACAUCGUCUCUUGCAAAUUACAUGAAAUUAUUUACAAGGCUAAGAGAUUGCAAAUUUAUACAAAUGAAAAACUUCGUUUUAAUAUUGCACAUAGUGUCUCGUAGAUACAAACAUAAAACGACUUUGACAUGUUCGACUUACAUUCCAUGUAUUUAUGUGAUUUCUUACGGUGCUCGCAAGUAAACUAUACUUAUUUCGCAGUAUUAUUGAAAUAAAUUAUUUUCGAUAAGA
Messenger RNA from Ooceraea biroi (clonal raider ant), 4101 nucleotides. RefSeq names its product bestrophin-4. Gene Ontology annotation, molecular function: chloride channel activity. The record is from RefSeq and is a predicted model, not a curated record. Lineage: Eukaryota; Metazoa; Arthropoda; Insecta; Hymenoptera; Formicidae.